CACGUGAUUUCUGGGAAAAGGAGGAAGCGGCAGAGAAAUAGCCUCGAGAACCUGGGGGCGUGUGUGAGAGAGCUGACAAGAAGAAUAGAAACUGCGAGACGAAAGGCUUGUAGAGUGGAAACAGAAGUAUACAUAAAGGCGUAAGGACUUAUGCACCAAGUAUCUGUACCAUACCACCAGGUAUAAACAGAAACACUGUCCAGCUGCAAAGAUGGCCACUGGUCGGGCUCGUUCUGCACGGAAACUCAAACCAUGGCUAGUGGAACAGAUUGAAAGUGGAAAGUAUCAUGGACUUAAGUGGGAUGAUGAACAGAAAAAAGGUUUCCGAAUCCCAUGGAAACAUGCAGGGAAACAGGACUUUCGACACGAUGAAGAUGCUGCCAUCUUUAAGGCAUGGGCUCAGUACAAGAACAAAUACCAAAAUGGAGAUAAAAUGGAUGCAGCUACAUGGAAGACCAGACUUCGUUGCGCACUGAAUAAAAGCCCAGAAUUCCAAGAGGUCCCACAGAGGUCCCAGCUGGAUAUAGCUGAACCAUACAAAGUGUAUAGAAUUGUUCCACCAGAUGAGCAAGAAAACCCCUCAACAGAAAAACUGUCACGGAAGAGGAAGAGUUCUGCAGAUUCAAAGGCCAAAUCAUGUGAUGAAGUUGACCAUGUAGAUAUGAAGCCUAAAGAGAUAAAACUGGAGCUAUUCCAGAUUGAGACACUGGAGGCAACCGGCUGUGCCUCUGCUGAUUCUGGAAAUGGAAGCGACACCAGCAAUCCUGAUACACCCCCUAUAAAUCAGCAUAUCCCUAAGUGCGAGCCAUGCCAGCCUGAACUCCACAACACUACCCAGAAUUUUCUAGUACCAUUGUCGCCCCCUCCACACUGCACACAUAAAGACAUGCAGAUCACAUUAUUAUACAGUGGUGUAGAGGUAUCGCAAUCCUUGAUGCGGAGUGGAGAAUGUAAAUUGUCCGCUAAAGCUCCUACUCAAUGCUUGAUGAUGGAGCAUGUUCUUUUUCCUUUACCAUCUGAACCAAUGGAUAAAGAAACACAAAAAAAGACAGGGGAUCUUCUGAAGUUCCUUGAAGCUGGAGUUAUGUUAGCCAGCAAUACAAAUGGAAUCUUUGCACAAAGACAAAAAUUCUGUAAAGGGCGCAUUUACUGGACCGGCCCAUGUACAGACAGUCAAGAAAAAAUCAAUAAACUGGAAAGAGAUAAAUAUGUUCAAUUAUUUGACACACAGAAAUUCCUGAAUGAACUGGCAUUAUACAGAACUACGGGUGGAAACCCGCCAGAUUAUCAUGUUACCUUAUGUUUUGGAGAAGAAUUUUCAGACAGGGACCCUACUGAAGAUAAACUGAUCACAGCAAAGAUUGAGCAAGUUAUGGCCUCUGAGUUGUUACAACAAGUGGAAGAUCUCCGUGCAUCUCGCAGUCAAGACCCAGAUCUGGAGGAGCCCUCUUCCCCGUAUCUUAUUCAGCUUAUGCCUGUGGAUACAUCAGACAGCACAUUUUCUUGAGGUUGUACCCAUAUACUCAACAAACAAGGACCAUUCUAAAUAUUGUUUGGCAGGGGUGGCCAAGGUUUUGUUUUUACUAUAGUUUCUUUAGGUUCCUAAAAUUAGCUAUCACAAUUUUAAAUAUAUACCAGUAGUUUUGUAUUUAGCAUUUUGUAUUAACGUUUAACUACAAAAUGUUUAAGAAAUGAAUACGCCUUUAGAAUUUAAUAUGGGGACCCUUUUACUGUCUGCUGCACUUUUUCCUCAUGCACUCUUUUUAUAUGUGAAAUAGAUCAUACAGAUGUGCACGAAUAUCUCAUUAGUGAAUGCAUAUAGCCAUUGAACCACAUUUGAAAAGGGGUUAAUCUUCUAAAGGUACUGCUCUACAAAUUGUGUCUUUCCUUGAUGUGAUAAAGAUCCGAGCAUCCCAACAUA
This is a messenger RNA of Rana temporaria (common frog), 1921 nucleotides long. It is a transcript of the gene IRF9, whose product is annotated as interferon regulatory factor 9. The record is from RefSeq and is a predicted model, not a curated record. Gene Ontology annotation, biological process: immune system process; regulation of transcription by RNA polymerase II. Gene Ontology annotation, molecular function: DNA-binding transcription factor activity, RNA polymerase II-specific; RNA polymerase II cis-regulatory region sequence-specific DNA binding; protein binding. The coding region runs from base 212 to 1507 and encodes 431 amino acids. NCBI's taxonomy places the organism in Eukaryota, Metazoa, Chordata, Amphibia, Anura, Ranidae. Gene Ontology annotation, cellular component: nucleus. The transcript is spliced from 10 exons.